AAGCUCAGAGAGAAAAUGGCUGUUUUCGAGUCGCUGCUGCAGUUUUCCAGCACUGGUACAUUACUGGGAGCUUUGCUGUUGCUUCUGGUUUUGUACUUGCUUUCUACUGGAUCUAAAUCUCAGAAAGAAGGGAAAGAGCCACCAGGACCCAAACCACUGCCGCUGCUGGGGAACCUGCUGACCCUUGACCUCAAGAGAGCCUUUGACACCUUUUUUGAGCUGUCUAAAACCUACGGGAACAUAUUCCAAGUGUCUCUGGGUCCCAAAAAAACUGUGGUCUUAGUUGGAUACAAGACUGUCAAAGAAGCUCUUGUGAACCAUGCAGAAGAGUUUGGUGAUAGAGAUAUUGGACCUGGUUUCAGGAUAAUGAAUGAUGAGCAUGGGAUCCUGUUUUCCAAUGGAGAGAACUGGAAAGAGAUGCGACGCUUCGCUCUCAGCAACCUGCGGGACUUUGGGAUGGGCAAAAGAGGAAGUGAAGAGAAAAUCAUAGAGGAAAUUCAGUAUCUGAAAGGAGAGUUUGAUAAGUUUGAAGGGAAACCCUUCGACACGACACAGCCUGUGAACUACGCCGUGUCAAACAUCAUCUCAUCUAUCGUGUACGGCAGCAGAUUUGAAUACACAGACCCUCAGUUCACUGAAAUGGUUGACAGAGCAAACGAAAACGUUCGGGUUGGUGGAUCAGUUUCUAUGAUGCUGUACAACAUAUUUCCAUGGUUGGGUCCAUUCCUGAAAAACAAAAAGAUUAUUAUACACAAUAUUCUGCAAAACAGACAACAGAUGAUGAAUUUGAUCAAUGGGCUUCUGGAUACUCUGAAUCCACACGAUCGCAGAGGAUUUGUCGACUCUUUUCUCAUCCGUAAACAGAGCGAAGAGAAAUCUGGCAAGAAAAACUCGUACUUUCACCAGGACAAUCUUAUGAUGAGUGUGACAAAUCUCUUUGUUGCUGGUACUGACACCACAGGAACAACUCUGCGCUGGGGUUUAAUGCUCAUGGCCAAAUAUCCUCAUAUACAGGAUCGAGUUCAUGAGGAGAUUGACAGAGUGAUCGGUGGACGUCAGCCAGUGGUGGAAGACAGAAAGAAAUUACCAUACACAGAUGCUGUGAUCCAUGAAACUCAAAGACUGGCAAACAUAGUACCCUUGAGUCUACCACAUGUCACCAGCUGUGAUGUUACCUUCAAUGGAUACUUCAUCAAGAAGGGCACCACUGUAAUUCCUCUGCUGACAUCAGUUUUGAAGGAUCCAAGCGAAUGGAAGAAACCAAACAACUUUUACCCAGAACACUUCCUUGAUGAGAAGGGCCAGUUCGUCAAAAGAGAUGCUUUCAUGCCCUUUUCUGCAGGACGCAGGGUUUGUCUUGGAGAGAGUUUGGCCAGGAUGGAGCUCUUCCUGUUCUUCACCUCACUUCUUCAAAGCUACCGCUUCACAACUCAACCUGGAGUAUCUGGAGAUGAGCUGGAUCUCAAAGGAGUUGUAGGAGUUACAUUAAAUCCAUCCCCACACAAGCUGUGUGCCAUCAGACGCUCCUGAAUGAAGAAAAUAUGAACAGAAAUCGCAGAAACAAAAGUCUCCUUGUUGUAAUAUGAUUUUGACACUUGUUUUACAGUACCUCGCUUACAAAAAUUAACCAUGGUUUUAUUAUAGUAAAAGUGUAGUAGCAUUGUUUUUUUUGUGUGUGUAUUGAUUACCAUGUGUAUAGCCACAGUUUUACUACAAAUACCAUGGUUAAACUAUGGUUAAUGCAGCAAAACCAUUUAUAAUUAGUAGUUAGUUGUAUUAAGGGCUAUUCUUCUGAGUGAAUAUAUAUGUAAAUAAUAAUGAACAAUUUGUGUAAAACCACAAUUGUAUAAAAAUUAUAGAAAAUAGCUUUAAUGGAAUUAAACAUUUUGAGUCUAAAUUAA
Molecule: messenger RNA, 1901 nt
Organism: Carassius gibelio (silver crucian carp)
Lineage: Eukaryota; Metazoa; Chordata; Actinopteri; Cypriniformes; Cyprinidae
Product: cytochrome P450 2K1-like
Exons: 9
Coding region: 16-1530 (504 amino acids)
Biological process (GO): xenobiotic metabolic process
Cellular component (GO): intracellular membrane-bounded organelle; cytoplasm
Molecular function (GO): iron ion binding; oxidoreductase activity, acting on paired donors, with incorporation or reduction of molecular oxygen, reduced flavin or flavoprotein as one donor, and incorporation of one atom of oxygen; heme binding
Source: RefSeq, a predicted model, not a curated record